AUGCCUGCGACGCAGCUUCCCGCUUCCGGAAACCCUCUGGUCUUCUUCGACAUCACUCUCGGAGGCGAACCCCUCGGCCGAAUCACCUUUGAGCUGUUCAAGGAUGUCGUGCCCCGGACCGCCGAGAACUUCCGACAGUUCUGCAUUGGCGAGUCCAAGAACAGCCGAGGCCAGCCCCAGGGCUAUAAGGGGAGCAAGUUCCACCGAGUCAUAAACCAAUUCAUGCUCCAGGGUGGUGAUUUCCUCAAUGGCGACGGCAGCGGAAGCAUCUGCAUCUAUGGAACUAAGGCGUUCGCGGACGAGAACUUUGCGCUGAAGCACACGGAGAAGGGUCUCUUGUCCAUGGCGAACUCGGGGCCCAACACCAAUGGCUCGCAAUUCUUCGUCACUACCGUACCCACACCGCAUCUUGAUGGAAAGCACGUCGUGUUCGGCAAGGUUGUCGACGGCCAGGAUGUCGUGGACAAGAUUGAGAAGACUAAGACUGGCAGGCGCGGUAGAGACGUGCCUGACAUGGAUGUGGUCAUUGCUCAGUGCGGGGAGAUGUGA
Anthostomella pinea is the source of this 549-nucleotide messenger RNA. The record is from the annotation of a GenBank genome assembly. Lineage: Eukaryota; Fungi; Ascomycota; Sordariomycetes; Xylariales; Xylariaceae.